ACAAGAAACACAAGCGUGCAGAGCAAACAGAGAAAGAGGGAGAGAGAAAAGAAGGAGACUUUCUUUGAGGAAGUCAUUAAAUCCAGAAACCCUAGAAGGCUAGAGAUCUCUGCCAACCAUGGAGGACGUUAGAGCAGUGGUUCUUCCACAACAACCCAGAGGGAAUGACAAAGUAAAGAAUGAAGCACAAAGAAGGAACCGGCGUGUUCUUGGAGACAUUGGUAAUAAUCUUGAGGCUGCUCAUCUUGUUGAAGGGAAGCCCCCUGUUCAGAUUUCUCGCCCUAUGACUAGAAGCUUUCAUGCACAAUUGUUAGCCAAGGCACAAGCUAAAGCAGAAAAGAACAACGGGAACCCAGUACUGCCGGUUCUUGAAGAUAGGGCAGCUGCUCUUAAUAGAAAACGUGGUCCUGCCAAGAAGGCCGCAGUAGCUCCCAAGAAGGCAAUUGAAAAGCCAAUAUCUGAGACUCUGGUGGUUAUAAGUUCUGAUGAAGAAGAAGAAAAAGAUAAACCAGUGAACCGAUGCAAGCCCGUAGAAGGGCCUUCAAGGAAGGAAGUCAAGACUCUAACUUCAAUCCUCACAGCUCGAAGCAAGGCUAUGGCUUGUGGAGUUGACAUCAAGCCAAAGGAAAACAUUGUCGAUUUUGAUUCAGCUGAUGUUAGUGAUGAAUUGGCAGUAGUGGAAUACAUUGAUGAUUUGUACCAGUUCUACAAGCUCACUGAAGAUGACAGCAGAGUUCAUGAUUACAUGGAGUCACAGCCAGACAUAAACCCAAAGAUGAGAUCAAUCCUCAUAGACUGGUUGGUAGAAGUUCACAGGAAAUUUGAACUGAUGCCUGAAACCUUCUACCUGACUGUGAACAUAAUUGAUCGAUACUUGUCAAUGAAGAUCGUUUCUAGGAGGGAACUUCAGCUAGUUGGUAUUAGUUCUAUGGUUAUAGCAUCCAAAUAUGAGGAAAUCUGGGCUCCACAGGUCAUUGACUUUGUUUGCUUAUCAGACUAUGCAUACACUGGUGAUCAGAUACUUCUGAUGGAGAAAGCAAUUCUGGGGAAGUUGGAAUGGUACCUGACAGUUCCCACCCCAUAUGUCUUCCUGUCUAGAUACAUCAAAGCCUCUGUUUCACCUGGUGAAGAGGUGAAGAAUAUGGUUUUCUUUCUAGCCGAGCUCGGAAUUAUGCAUUAUCCAACUACUAUUCGGUACUCCCCAUCCCUGAUAGCUGCUGCAGCUGUCUAUGCUGCACGUUGCACCCUCAACAAAGCUCCUUUCUGGACUGAAACCCUGAAGCACCACACUGGCUACUCUGAAGAACAGUUAAGGGAUUGCGCCAAGCUCUUGGUUGGCUUUCAUUUGAAUGCUGCAGAGAGUAAUCUUCAAGCAGUUUAUCGGAAGUUCUCAAAGCCUGAACAUGUUGCUGUUGCUCGGAUCCCUCCUGCCAAAAGUUUUCUAUCCUCAUCUUCUUGAACUGAUGAAAGUUUUGUGUUACUGAGUCUUGUUUACUUUUUGUAGACAGAGCAUCCAUAUGCCUAGUGUUGUUAGAUUGGGUAUGAGAAGAUUGACCGUGUUGUUUUAAAAUGCAGUAUGUCUAUCUUGUUUCUUGGGUCAUGUAUAUCCUUAGCUCUCGGAUUUGUCAUUUUUUCAACAACAUCCAACAAUAUAAGCCAAUUUUAGUGUUA
Molecule: messenger RNA, 1671 nt
Organism: Prunus avium (sweet cherry)
Lineage: Eukaryota; Viridiplantae; Streptophyta; Magnoliopsida; Rosales; Rosaceae
Product: G2/mitotic-specific cyclin S13-7-like
Biological process (GO): mitotic cell cycle phase transition
Molecular function (GO): cyclin-dependent protein serine/threonine kinase regulator activity
Source: RefSeq, a predicted model, not a curated record